CUCGCCCUGUGGCUCAGCACCCCCAGCGGGUCAGAGCCGCGCGGGCCCCGGGGAAGCCGCAGUGCUCUCCACGCCCUGCCUCCAUGGAACCCAGACCUCCUUCCAGCCCCUGCCCCAGUUCCCCAGCUCCCGCGUCUGGAGGCAGAGGGCCCUUCUGCCGGGAUCCUGAAACCUUCCUCCCGCAGGAACCAGUGAGCUCCGAGUAGACCUGGUGGACUUUGAGGACAACUACCAAUUUGCCAAGUACAGAUCCUUCCAGAUGGCGGGCGAGGCGGAGAAGUACAGGCUGGUCCUGGGGGCCUUUGUGGAGGGCAGUGCGGGUGAUUCUCUGACAUACCACAACAACCACUCCUUCUCCACCAAAGACCAAGACAACGACCAAGCUGCUGCUGAGAACUGUGCUGUGCAGUAUCAGGGAGCCUGGUGGUACUUCACCUGCCACCUGUCAAACCUGAAUGGUCGCUACCUCAGGGGGGCCCAUGACAGCUUUGCCAAUGGCAUGAACUGGAAUUCGGGGAAAGGGUACCACUACAGCUACAGGGUGUCGGAGAUGAAGCUGCGGCCCGCCUAGCCCGGUGCUGACAGCAGAGGGGCUCUGCACGCACCCUGGCUAGAGGAGCGCAUUCCUCAGCCCUCACGAGGAGAGCAGCGUGGGGAUCGUGGCCCCAUCCUCAUGGGAAGUGGGAGCUCCCACCAGUCCCUCGUGGUCAUGACCUGCAGAGUUUUACACCCAGCACCCUCGUCAAGCCCCCUGCCUCCCGUCUGUAAGGCUAGGCAAAGCCCCAGUAUGUCUCCCUCACUGCAGCUGUCAGUGCUCGCUUGCCUUGCAGGGGGGCGUUGGAUGCCACGACCGUUUGCACUGCCCAACCACUGGCCACGCCCCUGUGCUGCUCACCCGUCCUUGCCUCCCCGUGACCUGGCCCUACGGCUAGGUCAGAUGACCUAGGGCUGAGGGUGUUUCCCACUGGCUAAGACAAAGCAGGGCCACCGAGCCUGUUUGUGAAUAAAGUUUUAUUGGCACAGUCGUGCCCAUGGCUUC
Cebus imitator (Panamanian white-faced capuchin) is the source of this 1039-nucleotide messenger RNA. RefSeq names its product ficolin-2-like. Lineage: Eukaryota; Metazoa; Chordata; Mammalia; Primates; Cebidae. The coding region runs from base 260 to 571 and encodes 103 amino acids. The record is from RefSeq and is a predicted model, not a curated record. The transcript is spliced from 2 exons.